Anolis carolinensis (green anole) is the source of this 4387-nucleotide messenger RNA. RefSeq names its product TP53 induced glycolysis regulatory phosphatase (gene tigar). The record is from RefSeq and is a predicted model, not a curated record. Gene Ontology annotation, cellular component: cytosol. The coding region runs from base 197 to 1048 and encodes 283 amino acids. Gene Ontology annotation, molecular function: fructose-2,6-bisphosphate 2-phosphatase activity. The transcript is spliced from 6 exons. Gene Ontology annotation, biological process: regulation of pentose-phosphate shunt; negative regulation of glycolytic process. NCBI's taxonomy places the organism in Eukaryota, Metazoa, Chordata, Lepidosauria, Squamata, Anolidae.
UUUGUAUGUUGCGCGCGAGUGUGAGGGAACGUCCACGUCAUCUUCCCCCUGAUGGCAACCACAGGGUUUCCUUCAGGGGGUGACGUCACCACUGGCUGCCUCUGAGAACGACCCGCAGCGCGCGACGCCCGCGAGGCGAAAGGAAGGAAGGGGGCGGGGCAGACGCAGAGGGGCGGGGUUCCGGAGCGGUUCCUUGAUGCCGGGAUGCGAGCAAGGCCUGGCCAUGGUCGUCUUCGGGUUAACGGUCGUGCGACAUGGGGAAACAAGGUAUAACAAAGAGAAGAUAUUGCAAGGGCAAGGUGUAAAUGAGCCCCUUUCUGAGACUGGCUUCAGCCAAGCCAGUGCUGCUGGCAUAUAUCUCAGUAAUACUAGAUUCACCCAUGUCUUCUCUAGUGACUUGCUUCGGGCAAAGCAGACCACAGACUCAAUUCUUGCAAAGAGUCAGUUCUGCAAAGACAUAUCUGUAAACUACGAUGCAAGACUUCGGGAACGUAAAUAUGGAGUGGCAGAAGGAAAACCUUUAAGUAAUCUCAAGGCUAUGGCAAAAGGUGCUGGGGAGCAAUGCCCAUCUUACACCCCUCCUGGAGGAGAAACACUAGAUGAGGUAAAUGCUCGUUGCAAAGAUUUUUUUGAAUACCUUUGCCAACUUAUUUCCCAAGAAAGAUGUCUGGAAAAACAGUCCUCCCCAAGCACAGAAGGAACUGACACAGAAAUAGAAGGAAGGUCUGCUACUUCAUUAACAAGUUAUGGCUGCAGGAUGGAGUUUCAUUCUGAAUCUGAUAGAGCAGACAAAGGAAUGGAUGCCAAUGUACUGGUUGUGAGUCAUGGUGCAUACAUGAGAAAUUGGAUUGGCUAUUUUAUUUCAAAUUUAGAGUGCACUUUACCAAAUACUGUGACAAAGACUGAACUGUCUUCUGUCAGUCCCAAUACUGGAAUUAGUCAGUUCAUUAUAAAAUUUGAGAUGAGAAAAAUGUUCAGACCUCAAAUUCAUUGUAUUUGUCUCAAUAGAGGAGACCAUUUAAUGGGUUUAACACAUGAAAAUGUGUAGUUUAAAACAUUAAAAUGCAAAAUGUAUUUAUGCUGUGUGUGAAAACAUAUUUUCUUUUAAAUUAUUGUAAUAUUUAUACCUUACUUUGCUUAAGAGAAUGUUUGCUUCAGGAGAAAGAAAUUAAGUAAGUCUUCAUUGUUUGAAAAAUUGAUUUCUAUGUUGAAGGAUGCUAUACAAAACUGUCAGACUUAAUUAUUUUCCCACUGAAAGUACCACAGUAUCAAAUAUUAUCUUGGUGGGUAAAAAAAAUUCCUGAGCAUGCAUGGUAUCCUCGUUAAACUGGGAACAUCAGUGUUCUCUAGUGUUAAUAAGAAAAUCAUCAGUAUGUAUGUGUGUGAAAAUUGAUGUUGAACUCUUAAAAAUAAUGAAAGGUAGAUAGUCUAACUGAACUAUUACAGAUACUAUGUAAGUUGAUUUAUGGGUAUGCUUGUCUAACUUUUUCAGUUGUGCAGCCAGUCCCACUUCUCACCUGAAGGUCACACUGUCAGUUCCUCCUCUUUGUAUCUAUCUUUGCUUCCAAGGGCCUCUCACUGCUGGACUGUUGCCAGGAAGGUCUGAGGAACCAGUAUGAACAGAUGCUGACAGGAAGGGCUCUGCAUUUUGGGUACCCAAUUAAAAGUGGUGAGCAAGAUGAUUACUUUUUAUAGAAUGACCUUAGUGUGAUUCUGAAAGAAUCUGAAUGCAGUUGAAAGCAAGAGCAUCAUCAGUUUCAAUUUUGAAGACAGAAUAGGUAGAGCAUUCCCAAGUGGUUGGUUGAUUUUAUUUACUUAUUUAUUGAAAGUAUUUAUGCCUUGCACUUCAGCCACAAAGACUCUCAGAAUGGCUUACACAUUGUUCAUCAAUGUUUAUCAAUAUUUGGCUAAUUCUGAGUAAAUGUUGGGAGAGCAACAGCCUUGAAUGAAGUACAUUGCUGCUAUUUGCAUUAUAGUAGAAAUUCUUUAUUUCUGUAUUAUCAAAUAUAUGAUUUUUUACUUCACAUAUGCAAUACAAUCUCAGGCUUAGUGACUUUAUUUUAAUAUUUUAUAAAACCUGUAAACCUUUCAAUAUUUGUCAUUGUAAGAGAACAGAAUAUAAAAUAUUUAAAUGGAUUAACAUGGGGGGAAAGGUUAAACAACCAUCAGAAUCGAUGGAUUUGGGGCACCAUUAAGGUCAUAUAGAUCAUAGUGUUGAAAGAUUAGUACAAUGCUGCAACCUUAAAAUAGAUUUGGAUAACCUGUUUACUUCAAGAACAUUUGAAGUUACCCUGCCAUUUAUCUUAAUCACUUUAUCCCACAAGGGGAUUUUAGCAAUGUGGUACUAGUUCUCUGCUACCUCUGGAUCUAGAGAGAUCCUCAUCGGAAGAAGGUACAAUACAAUCUUCUUCCGAGGGAUCAGGCACCUCUCCUCUGACAUAGUGAAGUCUUUACUGGUCUAGACCCAAAAUCUGCUAAAUUUUAUCAGACAAGAUGAACAGUAGUCAUCUUGGCUGAUAAAACAUGGAUUAAUUCAAACACUUUGUCCAGUCCACAUCAGUAGACUACAAUACGUGAAACUGAUCCUGUUAUUUUUUGCUAGUAGUAUGGUGUCAUCUGCAUAUCUUAAAUUGUUGAAGCUCCUUUUCCAGUUUUCAUACUUCCUUUGUCCAAAUUUAAUCCAAUUUUGUAUAUGACACCUUCAGCAUACAAGCUAAACUGAUAAGAUGGUGAAAUGCAGCCUUACCUGACCCCCCUCAACAAUUGGAAACCACUCUGUUUCUCCAUAUUGUGUCCUAAUGGAGGCCUCUUAUCCUGAACACAGGUUAUGCACAGGUAAAUGAGUGGUUUACCCAUUUCUUUAAGAACAGUCCAUAGUUUUCCAUGAUCUAUACCAGUGCUGUCUAUGAGUCUGGGUACAAAUCCACAUAAUAGCCUAUAGUCCAUAUUUUAACAACUUGUCUUCAAGAUUUCAUACAUCCACAGUUUUCUUCUGACCUAGCAAAAACUUUUUUUACAUGGCCUAUUUUUGAGAAACCCAUUCUGGCACUUAGUAGGUAGGCACAGUUCUGUCGUUCCAAUCCCAGCAACUGAGGAAAGGUCCUGCCACCAUGCUAACUGCUUCCGCUGUGGCCUCUGAGGAAGACAACAGCAGCCAACUUCUGCUAAUCUUAAUCUGCUCCCACUACUAUUCCCAUAUCUUUGUGUGUCAUGUGUUUUUUUUAUUGCAAACCUAAGGGCUUGAAAGUUUCAAAUUAAUAAUUGUAAAUUGAUACACUAAUGGCACUCAAAUAAAUAAGGACUUUUUCUUUGAUUUGACCCAUGUGUUUUAAAAGCAGUGCUUGAACAGUUUUAAACAGCUUUUCCAAAACUUUUGUCAUCCUCCCGCCCAACACUCCUAUCCAGAGCUUCAGAAACAGAGAAAAUAUCUCAUUGGAGUAUUUUCUCAUUUGUUAGACUUGAAUAUUUUUUUAUUUGCAUGACAUGCUCUGAAUGUGAUUGGUGUUUAUUGAUAAACACGAACACUCAGCAAUAAUGGCAGGUUCUAUUUGUUGUGACAUAAGUAGGGUUGGUAUUUAGGAUUCCGGAUUUGGUAUUGAGAGGAACCAAGAUGUUUCUGUCCUAGUUCAAGAUGAUACAACAGUACCUCUCUCCUAAUUGCAUCGUACAAAACUACUCGCACUUUUCUGGCCCACUUCCUCUUUUACGAGCCAACCCAGGAUUUUAUCAAAGUAUGUUUAUUGUGUAUUGGUAUAUGUGAUUUUAUCUGUUUAUGAUUUGUAUUUACUGUUGAGUUUUAUAUUGUUUGUUGCCUGGGCUUGGCCCCAUGUAGGCCGCCCUGAGUCCCCUUGGGGAGAUGGGGCGGGGUAUAAAAAUAAAAUUAUUAUUACUGUAUUAUUAUUAUUAUUAUUAUUAUUAUUAUUAUUAUUAUUAUUAUUAAAUCCAUUUGCUUACUAAAUCACUUCUUUUCCCUGUCCCAUAACCUGUAUGUUUUGUGGAUUCAGCAACCAAACCAAUUGUAUGUGCUGGAUGAAGAGCAUAUUCUAGGAGGGUAGAUUCACACUGUGUCCGGAAUGCCAGGAUUUAUUCCUGGUGUGCCCGCUCCAGUGUUUCGUGGUCAAGACAAGUGAUGAGUGUAGGCUCAGUGGUUAAUUUUAUUGCUUUGUUGAUCAAGAAAGGAUGUCAGGGAGAGAAGAACCCUUCCCUUCAUGGCUGUCAGUAUUUCACGAUCUUUCAAAAACAAUGGAUUUUGUUCUGAUUGGCUCAAAGUUACAAUUAUUUUUCUUAUUGGUUUGAUGUACAAUCAUUGCGCUCAUGUUUUGCAGCUAUGAUUGGUGGAUUAUGUAUGGCGGGAACUUUAAUAAAGUUUUACUGGAGAAAUCCUGAA